AAAAAAAAAAACAGUCUCCUAAGCGGUGGUAGUGCGUGUCGCCCGCGUAUCGCGUCGAAACCACGCGGCCGCCCGUUCGCGUGGACCGCGGAGAAAAGACGUAACCGGAGCCGGUCAACAGGUCGCGCGUACACCCCGGACGAACCGGAGCUCGACCCGACACGGCUGAUCGACGGACGGACGCCGCGUGAUUCGCGUUCGUCGUGUGCCCGGAUCGACUCCGGAGCAACUCCCUGACCGACUCACACCGUCCGGUAGCCGGCAGCCAUGUCCUGGUUCUUUUCGACCGACGACGAUGACGAGGACGAGAGCCUGCUGUUCAGCCCGGCCCUCAUGGCCCGCAGGGCGAGCGAGAGCUGGAUCGACACGCCGCCAAUAGAGGAGGUACCCGUCCAGGUGGCGUUACAGCGCAAGAAGAGUUUGCCGGACGUGCAGGUACCGCCGAACGCGCCGGCGUCCAUCACCCGGGAAGAAGUGUCCGUGUUGAGUUCGGCCCGGAGGGAAGAGAUGCGCCGGGUCGAGGAGGAGAACGAACGGCUCCGGGCCAACCCGCUGCUCUAUCUAGUCAGUCCGCACAUGAAGGAUUGGUUCACGCGGCAACAGUUGGUUCUGGUGAUAUUGGUCGUCAACAUAUCGUUGGCGCUGAUGUUUUUCAAGCUCUUGACGUCUUAAAAAGCGGUUCGCCAAAUGGAUGGCUCCUGCACCCCCACGUACACACAUGCAUACACACGGAACAUAACAGUCGCGAUCGCGCGACACAGCGAUCUGCAUCCAGCCGCAAUCGACAAUACUAUAUUAUUAACGAUAAUAUAAAACAUAGUGUAAUAAUCAUAUAUAAUAAUAAUCAAACAAUACUGUUUUCGACCACGCGCUCGAUCCUAACAGUGGUUGAUUACAAUCUUGUCGCACGUCGAUGUCGCAUCGUCAUCGAAUAUUAUCAUUGCUAUUAAACACACAUGUUAUUAUAUCAUUGUUAUUGGAUAUCCAUAAUUUUAUCUUUAUAUUAUAUUAUUAUUAUUAUUAUUAUUAUUAUGAUUAUUAUAAUUAUUAUUACGACCAUCGAGUUCCGGACGAAACGCGGACCACCGCAGCCGAACUGCGCGUAGGUGCGCGUCCUCGUCCGGAAAACGUUCCAACACGUUUUGUUUUCGUUUCAA
Sipha flava (yellow sugarcane aphid) is the source of this 1157-nucleotide messenger RNA. RefSeq lists its product as uncharacterized. The record is from RefSeq and is a predicted model, not a curated record. Bases 268 to 672 code for a protein of 134 amino acids. Lineage: Eukaryota; Metazoa; Arthropoda; Insecta; Hemiptera; Aphididae. The transcript is spliced from 3 exons.